AAGGGGCUGCUUUCAGAAAAUGUAAUCCCUCACUCCACAUUACUUCGCAAGGUCACUUCCCCAAGACGAGACAGGGGGUUUCCUCAAUCAAAGCAAAUUCCUUUUCUGCUUUCAAGAAUUCGUUGGCUUUAUAAAAAAUACCUUCGCAAGGAUGGUUGGAAUGGAGGUGGACCGACAGUACUAGCUUCGUCUCCACCGACCGAUAUUGGUGGGAUAGUUGAAAGAGGUGGAAGUGGCGAGCAGCGACAUUGUUUCCAU
Messenger RNA from Dovyalis caffra, 258 nucleotides. NCBI's taxonomy places the organism in Eukaryota, Viridiplantae, Streptophyta, Magnoliopsida, Malpighiales, Salicaceae. The record is from the annotation of a GenBank genome assembly.